AUGAGUAGAAGCGCCCACGAGGUAGAGAGCCUAGCUGCAGUACUCCGUCGCUUGUACAGAAGGGGACUACCAAAUCCUCGGUGUUGGGCAGAAUUGCCACUACAUCGUCAACAAGUGUUCGGGAGCCGAGCCAAGGUCAAUCUAGACGGCCUUGUCAACAAGUGGCAAAACACACUGAAUGGGAAGCUCUCUGGUGAGGAUGCCUGCGGAAAAAGAAUCAUCGUUAUGGCCGGUGCUGGUAUAUCUGUAUCUGCGGGAAUCCCCGACUUCAGAACGCCUGGUUCGGGCCUCUAUUACAAUCUUCAGUCGUACAAGCUUGGUCGGCCUGAGGAUAUGUUUUCGAUGGACUUUUUUAAGAAGAACCCAUAUCCUUUUUAUCAUUUUGCUAAGCAUCUUUGGCCGACCGGACAGCACAGGCCGACACCGACACAUUACUUUGUUCGCCUCUUACAAGAAAAGGGACUUCUGCACCGGAUGUACACCCAGAACAUCGAUGGUUUAGAACGCCUCGCGGGGGUAAAGGAUGAGAAUCUCGUUGAAGCCCAUGGGACGUUCUCUACGGCAAGUUGUAUAAAGUGCAGAGCCGUGGUUGAUCCAAUACAGGUGAGAGAUGCUAUACUGGCUGGCAACGUCCCGGUUAUGUGCGACGUGUGUUCCUCUAAUACAAAGUUCGACCCCAGCAUAGUAGCUCAAGAUGUCGGGCUCAUCAAGCCUGACAUUGUUUUCUUCGGCGAAUCCUUACCUCGGAGAUUCCACACGCUUAUGCAGAGUGACUUUGAGACCUGCGAUUUGCUCAUCGUUAUGGGUACUUCUUUGAAGGUGGCGCCCUUCAAUCGGCUUGUAUCUGACGUGCCCGACACGACUGUUCGCUUGCUAGUGAAUCGAGAGAAGCAACCAGGAGCCGGCUCUGAUCCUAUGGUCUUCGAUGGUGACUGUGCUUAUCGGGAUAUUUGGAUGGAAUCUGAUUGUGACUCUGGUGUUGAGAAGAUUGUUGAUAUGAUGGGUUGGCGCAGAGAGUUCGAUGACCUUUUGAAAGAGCGCGAGAAAGUUGUUGAUAUCACCAAGCCGACUCCUGCUCCUACUGUUGCCGCAUCUGCUUCUGAUACGUCUACUGACCAUACCAUGACGAGUGGUGGAAGCUCUUCUGGCGAGCCCGCAGACGAUCGAGUUAUGGCUUCUUCUGGCCGCAUGCGCAAGGUGAAGUUCUAUGAUAUGAAGACUGGACAAGGAGUUGAUCCUGGUCGCUUUGCCUCGGUAUUGGCUACUAAUGCUACCCCAAAGCAACGAACUGAGUAUCAAGCACGAGUAGUGGAGAAGCAAAAACAAUCAGCUCGAUCUAGGAUUCAAAAGGCGAUGUAUGGUGGUGGUCGGCGAGAUCUUGAAGAGGCUCUGAAGGCUGGUAAAGAGGCCGGCCUGACUCGAUGGGAGCUGGAGCCUGGCCAGGAGGUGUUGAAGCAUCUUGAUGAGAAACUGCCCAAGAUGAGGGCGUCGGUCCCGGACACCCUAACUGAAAAGGAUACUAGAAGGUUCCAGUCAGCUGCUGCGAGAAUGGCUCAAGAAGUAGUAGUAGUGGUUUUGGGUCUUCGUACCGUGUUGGGAUAUAAGCUCAUCGCAGGAGUUUGCUGA
Messenger RNA from Perkinsus marinus ATCC 50983, 1626 nucleotides. Its product is annotated as NAD-dependent deacetylase sirtuin-2, putative. The transcript has 9 exons. Gene Ontology annotation, molecular function: NAD+ binding. The record is from RefSeq and is a predicted model, not a curated record. Bases 1 to 1626 code for a protein of 541 amino acids. Lineage: Eukaryota; Perkinsozoa; Perkinsida; Perkinsidae.